AUGUUUGCGCCGUACGGGGGGGGCCCCGCGCCCUUCCCGCAAGGAGCACCUUUUCCGUCUUCUGGGCCUUCCGGCUCUUCCGGGGGUGGGCGCCCACCAGCGUUAGGCACUGUGCUCACCGGCACCGUCAAAAGCUAUAGCGCCAAAGGCUUUGGAUUCAUUUUGUGUCCAGAUGUGGACCACGACGUGUACUUUGCGCGUGAGAGUUUACAAGACGGUUUGAGGACGGCUAACAUCGCCGGGACGGUUGUGCAAUUUGUGCUGCAAAGGGGCUUGCAUGGGAAGCCGCAGGCCACGUGCCUGCGCCCACUCGAUGGGCAAAUAGCGCCAAUGGCUUACAACCGAGGCUAUACUCCGGAGCCGGGCCAGGGCUGGAACAAAGGAGGUUCCAGUUCCUUCGCUGGCAAAGGGGCCCCCGCUUUCGGAGCCCCCGCCGCACCAGCAUUUGCGCAACAGUUUACACCACAGCUUCAAGUUCCUGCUGCAGGAUCGUGGCCAAACGUCGCGGGAGUUGCCGGGGUUGCUUCAUUGGGCCAGGGCUGCAUGGGGGCCACGAACAUGGGCAGCGGCGCCAGCAACAUGGGCAGUGGUCUGGCCGGCGGCGUGGGAGUCAUGGGCGGCAUGAGUCUAACAGGCCUCAGUGUCCCAUCCAGCCUUGGCUCGCCAAGACCGCCUGUGGCGCCGAAGCGAUUGUCUCCGCACGCAGGCUCGCGGGCCAUGGCCGGAUUACCCGCAAAGGCCGCGGAACAGCCGAGCGGUUCACCCAGCGGCAAAAGUUCCUCAGCAAGUUCAGAGCCUGAGAGCAGCGACAGCUCUUCUAGUGAGAAGAAGCGACGGAAAAAGAAAGACAAAAAGAAGAAAGGGAAGAAGGAAAGGAGUCGUUCGAGAAGGAGAAAGUCGAAAAGCUCCAAGAAGAGUAGGCUGAGUGUGUCUUCAAGCAGCGGCAAGGAGCAGAAAGAGGAGCCGAGCUCCGAAGUGCAGCAAGCAAUCGAAAGUGCCAAAAGAGAGGUGUUGCAGCAGUUGGAGAACCUGAAGAAGGUCGAACCCAAAGAGCAGCGCAUGAAGGAGUGGAGAUCGCUGUUGCGAUCCUGGCAUCCUGACAAGAACCCCGAGAAAGCGGAAGUAGCCACCCAGGUCUUCCAGUUCUUGCAAAAGGGAAAGCUCCUUCUCGGCCUCUGA
Messenger RNA from Symbiodinium sp. CCMP2592, 1179 nucleotides. NCBI's taxonomy places the organism in Eukaryota, Dinophyceae, Suessiales, Symbiodiniaceae. The record is from the annotation of a GenBank genome assembly.